This is a messenger RNA of Numida meleagris (helmeted guineafowl), 13030 nucleotides long. It is a transcript of the gene KLHL26, whose product is annotated as kelch like family member 26. Lineage: Eukaryota; Metazoa; Chordata; Aves; Galliformes; Numididae. Gene Ontology annotation, molecular function: protein binding. The record is from RefSeq and is a predicted model, not a curated record. The transcript has 3 exons. Bases 9869 to 11632 code for a protein of 587 amino acids.
UCCUUCGCGGCCCCGCUGCCCCGGGCGGACCCCGCGGGGCGUUGCGUCCGCUCCCGUGCGGAUAACAACCACGCUCGCGCUUCCCCGGCGGAGUUUAUCGGGGCUAAACCGGGCUGAGGUCCGCGGGGGCUCCGCGGUUCCCCCGUAGGUCGCGCGGUGUUGCAGGCCCGGCCCGCAGCUCGCCCUCCCGCAGCGCUGCCGCGCGGCCCCGGCCGGGGCACGGAGCGCCGAGGGUGCGGGUGCCGGGCUCCGUCCCGGUUCCUCGCCCCGCUCUCCGGCGUCACGCCGGAGCUGGCAGCGCUCGGGAGGCCGCGCUGUCCGAUUUCUGUCCGUGGGUCGGAAGCGGGCAGUGUCCCGGUGCGGGUGCGUAGCGCUGAGGAGUGGAAGUCGUUUGUUUGAGGGCCGUGAUAAAUCACCCGGACCGGGGCUGCGGCAGUUCUGCUCCCCGGGCCGCAGCUCCGCGGCGUCCUCUGUGUCUCUGUGUUAGUUUUCUCGGAUAAUUUAAAACUAAAGCCCGGUGAAAUGCGAGACCCGCUUCUCGCUGGACGUUGGCGUCCCAUUUUAAAUGAUGGAUUUAUCGGAGAAUAUGGAGGGUCCGUGGGGAGAAAGCUGAAGGGGGACAUUGAUACGCCGCACAGCCUCCAUGCAGCAAGAGGGGACCCUCAGGGGCCUGUCCGAUCAACCAGUGCCUCCUCGAUAGAUUCUUCUGCUCCUGACCUUUUUCACUUACUGAAUAUUUGCUCUCUGAGGCAGAGGACAGAGUUCCUUGCACAUGCCAUUUCGCUGGUGCUGUUACCCAAACAGCACGGACAGAAUUUCCAUCUUUGGAAUUGUGACCGCGUGGCUGAGGCCGGCUCCCCGCGGUACAAGGGCCCGGGGCAGGAGGAGCGGCUCUGCUGGGCACCCCGCACCAGUGCGCUGCUCGUGGCCAGGUUUGGGCUCUGAUGGCACAGGGUACGGCCACUGCUCGAAGCCCGGUUCGCUUGGGACACGCACAGGCAAGGCACGUGCUGACAACGCGUUUGUGUCCUCUGCAGCUUUCUUCUUAGGUAUUCCUUUUUUUUUUUUAAAGCACAUGGAUGGAUUUCUUCUUGUAAAUAAAAGCAAGGAGCCCAAAUCUAUUUUGAAAUGAACUUACUUUUUUUUUUCUUUUUUCCCCUUGUUAAUAGUUUCCUGCACUACAGUUGGUUUCAUGUUUUACUCCCAACCCUCAGUAUCACGAGGAGGGAGAGUUCUGGGCUGCAGCGUUACCCUGCUGGUGAAGCCGUGCUCGGUGCUGCUCCUGGAGAUGUGCCUCGGCUUUGGUGCGUGGAGCUGACAGCAGAAGCAGUGUAAUCCAUGGUACCCCCCGUCAGGGAAGCGCGGCGUGCUGUAGGCGGUGAGAUGUGUGAAGUCUGCAGUGGUGCUCAUAGAGCACAAAGCAAGGGAGGUCGCACAGAGAUCUCACAGAAAUCUCUUUUGGGAGCGUGGAGAGGAGGCUCUGGCGUAGGCCUGCAGGCAGGCAUUAAUCGGGGUGCCCAGACGUGCUGCUGGGGAGGGCUGCGUCUCUCGAGGGUUAAUCCCCUGAGGAAAGGAAGGCAGCCAGGUUGUACAAACACUUCUCAAACCCCUCGCUAAUGCUGUUACACGCUGGCGUGUUUGCCGAAAGCGAUCCCACCUGUCAAAACCAGGAUGAAUGGAUGGGGGGGACCCGCAGGUCUCUCUUAUCUGCGAGUACAUGUGUCUCGGUUCACAUCAAGAGAAAGUCGGCCUGAACUCCCCUAACCUCGCUGCUCCCGAAGGAACGGCGGGGCAGGAGGGCAGGGUGAAAUGGGGAUGGGAAGGAGGAUGACGACAAGGGCCGGGUCUGCCUCGCCUCCGUGCUGCUGUAACCUCGUGGAGCUUGGGUCUUCGCUUCGACUUUCUUUUCUUUUGAAACCAGGCAAAGUUUUGUGUGGUUUGUGCGUUCUGUGCUCUGCCACGUGGCAAUUGAAAAACAGAUGUAGUUGUUAGAUCUGGUAGACGUGGUGUAAAUGUUUACACUCUAAUUGAAUCACUGUAAAAAAAAUAAUAACUGCUGCUUUCUUGUUCAGUGUUGGGAGACUUUUGAGCUGGAGGCUUUAUUUAGACUGAAGGAAAACUCCAGUGUUCUGUACAGGUUUUUCUCUUGCUCAGUAUUGGUGGCUCUGUAAGGAAGUGCCUCACGUCGCGGGGCGAAGGCUGCGGUGUCUCUUCCAGUUCCUUAUUUGUAUGGAAGAUGAAUUCUGGACUUGCAGAGAAAUCAGUGCAGAUCAGGAGAAUUGGGGAAGAGCUGUUGCUGCAACCCAAGGCAGGCAGGAUUGCGUUGUUCGGGCCGUGCCGUUGCGGUGGGUGGUGUGAGGUGUGCAUGGAGCCAAGCUGCCCAGGAAGCUGGGAAGCAUGCAGGUGUUUGGGACGGGCCCGCGCCUGUUGGAAGCUAUGUGCAGAGGGUUUAGGUAACGAGGGAAGCGGCUGCAAGCGGCUGUGGCGGUGAGAAGAUCUGGUCAUGGAAUUGGUGCUAUCGUGCCAAGUGCUGGGGCAGCUGCUCGCAUCUGCUGCAAAAAGUGCUUUCUCCUGCCCGCAUAAAAGGAGUGGCGGGGGUUUCUUGCCCUGCCUGCUGUUUCAUCACUUCGUGUUGCUUUUGCUCGCGGUCCCUGGCUGCUCAGGGCAGUUGGCUGGAGGUGCAGGGUGAGGAGGAGCAGCGUGCUGUGGGUCACGGCAGCGUGGCUCUGCUGCUGCCUGCCUGCUCCAGCACCUACUCUGUAACUGCAGCGCUGUCAUCUUUACUGCAACACUGCCCAGAGGCUGCAGUGGGGUGCUGCAGAAACAGGCUGAGGUGAGCGCUGCUCCGAGGACCUCAUGGUCUGGUUUUGAAGUUGUCCGCAGUUUCCCGCGUGGAUGAAAGGGACCGGGGGGGUCGCGUGGGCUGGGGCGGUCGCAGAGUGGUGUUCGCUUCUGGGGCAACUUUCUGCUCUUUAGGAACUGCAAGUGGAGCUGAAAUGGGCCGCCCCUAGGAGAAGCAUGACCCAGGCACUGCUGCCUUGUGAUGAGCCGGGAGGCCAAGACAGGUCCUGGCGGAUUUUUGGCCAGCAGAGGCAGUGGCAGUGCCUGGGAGCAGCUGAGUUCCAUUGUUCGCUCUCUUUCCAAAUACGAAAAGCGAUAGCGCGAUGCUGACCCGUGGGGAAGGUGGCAGCCCAGCCGUGGGGCUGCGGGGCGGCCGUGUCCCUUCGGGGUGGCCUUGGUGGCUGUGCUGUGCGUCCCAGCACCACUAGGUGCCUCCCGGCCUUUGCUCAGCGGCUGCCAGCGGCGCUGCGGGGGGUGCUGGGUGGGGGUGCGGGAGGCACCCGCUGCAGCGCUGGGGGCUGAACGAGCACGGGGAUGUGCUGCAGGGGGCUGGGUCUGCCUCCGCUACUUCUGAUUUGGUCUCGCUGCAGCUUGCUUGCUUCCCAGGCCGGGGUUUGACCGUAAGGGCACGUGGUGGGAGAAACCCACUGCUGACAGCGCUGCCUUAAACAGCACCACAGAGAGCAUCGGGAGCUGUACACCACGGGGAUGUGCUCAGAUUGUACGUGGUGUGAGAUCUGCCAUCCUUCUGGUGGUCCCGGCGCUGGGAGCGGGAGGGGGCAGCCGGCUCCACUGCUGCCCAUGGCUGCCACGAUGAUUUAUGCGCUCCGAGUGAUUUUUGUGCUGGCUCAGUUCGCUCCAGGCUCAGCGGGAUCAGCUUUGGGGCCUACAGGAAUCCAACUGCUGGAAGGUUUGGGGGGUAGCACCUUCCUGUCCUCAGCCACUGUGAAAGUGCAGCGUGGUCGGUGGUGGGAGUGCUGGUGGCAGCACAGAGAUGAACCUGGCCCUGUGACAGAAGCGUUUUUAAGAAUCUUGUUCUUUUUUCUUUUUUUUCUCACUGUUUGUCCCCGGGUACAGCGUGUACUGACCAUUCCCUCACGCUGAAACUCCAUGAGGUGGCACGGAGUUUAAUGUGUUCAGAUAUCUCCCCCUCCACUUUUUUUGUUCCAUGCUCCAAUGCACCAUUUCACCAGCCAGCUUUUGACAGACAUCCAGUUUCAUUAGUGCUUGUAGCAGAAACCCAAAUCCCACCUCCUUUGGCUUGCGGACAGCCUGCGAUGGAAGCCUGGGCAGACAGAAUAUAUCCGUGUGUGCUGGGCUCUGCCUGCACCCAGUCGAAAAGCAAACAAGAAGAAGAGAUGCAGAAAUGCUGGGACCUCUCGUGGUACAAAAAAUAAUAUUAAGAUAAAGAAGAAGUUGAAAAGACCUUUGCCUUUCAGUUGUGUUAUGGGGGUUUCCUUGGCUCUGGCUUUGGGACGGGUAGGAUGAAGGAUGCUGAAGGGCAAGCAGUGAGUGCAUCAGGAGCACCAGAUUGAGAACUAAAAACAGCGACUAUUAUUGUUCUUCCCUUUUCCAGAUGUUAACUUUUCUUUAACUUUGAGACUGGAAGUUUAAAAGACAAAGGGUUUUUCAAACCAGUGCUGAAUUCUCGCUGUUCAGUUUGAGGCGUUUUACAGAAGACCAUUUUUCCCCACAAAGUGUAAAUCCUCCUAAAGCUCGAACCCAUUUAUAAUCUUCAUUUGAGCACUCCAAAUUGCUAGUCACUUCUAAAUAGAGAUGUUAAUCUCAGGCUUUCUACUUGUAUUUAUUGCCCUUGAUGAAAAAGAGAGUGUCAGGAGGGGGAAAUGAAUGGAGGCAGAGGAGGGAAAUCGGAGGAAUUGAGGGAAAGAGGAGGAAAAGGGAACAAAGAAACUUUGCUCACGUAUCUUUCCUAAAGAUGACGGGAACCACUGCCUUCACUCGAUGCGUUUGCAUUUAAUUAGUUGCCAUGCUUACUGCUGUUGCAUUUGCCAGGGACUCGGUGGCAGGUGUUGCUUCUGGGGGUGCUGGUGGCAGGCCUGCUUGCUGCCGUGCUGCCAGCGGGUGACGAGGGCAGGCAUCCUUACGCAGUGCAGCGCUGCCUUGCACCCAGAGCCCAGCUGUGGCACGGGGGGGUGGGAAGGAGGCCCCCGACCACCUCCUGCACAGCACAGAGGCCAUGGGAGCACCGACAGACGGAGCCUGGAGUCCUCACGGCUGCAGCAGUGACCCCGGCCUCCGUGCCCCCGCUCCGUGCUUGUCAGUGCGAGGUGCUGAGAACUCCUCUUCAGCAUUCGGGCAUGUGAUACGGAGCCGAAGGAUCUGAAAUACUGCAGUAACCAUGGCUACCAGUGACUUAUCCGAGGGAGUUUGACUUUUGUUUUGAUUUUACGUGUCUUAAUUGUAGUUUAAAAAUCAGAACCUGAAUGUGUUUUUUACUCAGGCAUGAAACUAAGGGCAUUAAAUGAUUUGCAUUAUUAAAGUAUCUAUAAUGCUGCCUUUCAAAGAUUCUCAGAGCAAGUCCUUAAUAUUCAUACCGUACGUGCUAAAUAAAGUUACUCUGCAGCUUUAUGUUAGUUCUUUUGCUCUCGCCAUAAAGAAUUUUUGCAGGCUUGAGUGCUCGGGAGGUGCCUCGCCGGCUAUUUUGCAAUCCCAAGCCCUUUGUUUGUGUGGCACCGCGUACUUUAUGCGAACACACACAAGCUGCUGCUUUUCCUCUGUCCUCUUUUGUACCCCAGCCAUGCCCCGCGGGGUCCUGCCUUCAGAGCUCGUGUUUACCGGAGAGGCUGGCUGCUGGAAGGUUGCCCUGCUUGGAAAUCUUGCCAACCCCCUUGAGUUCCUCCUGUAUGAAACAUUGCCGAGCACCACCUGCCCAGAGAGUGAGAAAACGUGGGUGGAUAUUAGCAAGGAUGCGGAGUGGGGAUGCUGAGCAGGGAUGCAGAGGGAUGCUAGCACCAGAACUAUCCCUCCUUCUAUAGAGGACCGCGUUAUGAAGGAAGAGUAGCAAAAGGACAGGCACUUGUGUAGCAAAAGAAUUUUUUCUCCUUUGAUUCAGUCGCUGAAAUGUUUAAUUUAGCCUGGUGUAGUUCUCUCUGUUUGUACUUGUGCAGGAGUUACAAACAUGCUGAAAUAUGAACUCAUGCUUCGUAAGCCUUUAAUUCCAGCUUUGAUGUUUUUAAUCAUCAGUACAGAUUUGGUUAAAAAAAAAAAUGGUGAAAUGAUUCAUUAGCUUGAAAUGCAUCUUGGAUUACGCUCGGUGCUGUGGAGAACAGAGGAGGCAGAGCGGGGCCAGCUGUCCUGAGAGCAGAGCGCGGGUGAGGCCGAGGUCACUGCGGCGGGUGGAACGUCACCGUCACUGCUCCGGGGCUGUUCUCUGAGGCCCUUUAAUGUCCCGGCCCAUCAGCUUUGGAGGUCUUGUGGGUGUCCAGCCCUGUGUUCUGAUGCUUCCUCAUUGCAUCUGUUUUGGGUCCAAAAGUGAGCAGUCCUUGUUUGGGGACAUGUCAGUCACAGAUGUGGGGCAGCGUGCUUGGGGCAAGAACGAGCCCAUGGCCACGCUCCUGCAAUAGGUGCAGCAGCAGGAGGAGAAUUUCUGGACUUGUUUGCCUUCCGUGCCUGCCUGCUGUCUGCCCGGAGCCGCUCCCUUUACCCUCACUUUCACCUUUUCCCCGUAUACGUGGGUUGGUGUUGGUGUCCCCAAGCUGUGGUCACGUAUCUGUGCUGAGCUCUGUCCUGCAGUGACUGGAGAGGAUUGAAAGCAAUCUGGCUUCAGAGCAGCAGCUUGGAGACAAAUCCUCUAUCCCAUUACUUGCCUCUGGCGGUCCCUUUUUGAAAACUGGGUGUCAGUGGUGCUUGUGGUCUUGGAGAGGGCUGCCCAGAGCAAGUAGUCCAUCUUCUCAAUGUCUGUACUGAAGUCCAGGUUGCUAAGCCAACCUAUCUCACCUCCAUUUCUGCUAUGGAUGCAGUUGCAUUCAUAGGAAGAUGCCUUUCACUGCUUCAGCUCUUCCCAGAUGGAAAGUGGGGUUUCUGUCCCAGUGAAGUCACCUUUAUACCGAUGUGUUCACGUUAAAGACCCCAGUCGUGUCACCGUUUUGAGACAGCUGUGCAGCCCAUGGGAGGUGCCCUGGGGGUGCUGCUUGAUGUGGUGGGCACUCUCCUAUUUUAUGUCUUUCGGAGCAGGAAUGCGAUGGGGCACAGCUGGACACCGUUGGCACUGCUCGGCCCUGCUGCAGCACGCUGCAGGCACAGGAGCUCUGUGAAGCUCUGCAUCUUCUCAAGAGCAAAGAUGAAAAAAUGAGGAAAAUUCCAGAAGCUUGACAGCCCUGCCUCCACCCAUAAAGGCAGAGGGAAGGAGCAGAAUAAACACUUUCUCCCUAUUGUGCGAUGAAUGGCUUUUAUCUCGAAGGCAUGUUCUGAACUGCUGAGAAGUAGAUGCAACUCCGCUGAAGUUUGUCUGCAAGGCUGCUUCUUCUGUGACAAAUUGUUAAGCAACAAAUACACAGCAUACUCAGAUCUCGCUUUGGAUAGAGACGGCCUCACAAAGGCACUUUCAGAUGUUCAAGGCUUCCUUUUGUCCUGCUUUAACUCUGACGUGUGACUGCUGCCUCGCUCUCCAUCUCCAGCGAGCGGAGCUGGGCGGUAAUGUGGGGCUGUGCCCGGGGGUGACAGCUUCUGCUGCAGCCCCUUCCUACUGCCCGUGCUGCAGACACUGCUGCUGCUUUCUCACCUAUCUUCCCCCCUCUUUCUUUUUUUUCUUUUGUGAAGUUUCCUACUUGAUUUCUCAUGGUUUUUCAGAGUUUUAUCUUGCUUCCAGCUCACACGCGUUUCUUCUGAAAUGUCAGUGAAUGAAACUGGAUGUUAUUCAUGCUUCUCUUACUGUUGGGUUUAGGUUUCUUUUGCCUGUUUUACCUGGAGGAUUGUGUCACCGCUGGGUCCUUUUGCUCUGUACCUGUAAGAGGAGGAAAGGGCCCAUAUGGGAGCUUUCCUGGGGUAGCUGCUCACAGUCACUGCUGAAAUGAAUUGCAGCACAUACAAACUCUUUUCUUCCAGCACAGAAAUAUCUUCUUUAAGUUUAUUCUCUAAUUAUUAGCAGUGCCUGUAAAAGUUAGUUGAGAAAAAAGCAGAUGGAGGGAUGUCUGUUCAGGUAAAGCGUGCUGUUUGAAGAGGCACCCACACGGGCAGGCCUGUGUCAUUUCUGUGGGUAGAGGGAAAGCAGUUGUCUGUGGGUAAGUCCUUCCACCAGCAGAGGGAAAAGGAAUCAUUAAAAUUAGUUUAAAGCACUGAAGAAAAUUCCCAUGGGGAGAAUCCUGGAGGAGAUGGAGCCGAAGGAGGCUGCAGUGAGCAGAGGAGCUGCCAUCCCUGUGGAGCCCCUGGCCUGCAGUGCGCUUUACCUGCGCGGGCUGGGCAACGAGGGCUCGCUUGGUGAGUGCAGGGAUGAGGCCUUUCCUUGCUCGUGCGUGAUGUUUCCUCCUCUCGACUCCAGCAGGUUGCUCUGAAGAGAAGAGUAACAUGAGUUUGACGUGAUGAAUAUUCAUGUAGCCGCUCCCUCCAAUCGCUUUCCUCCUUCACCAUGGGAAGAGUGGGAGCGCGGAGAUGUUUCUUGGCUCUCGAAGCAAUGGAUAAGGGUCUUGUCAGCAACUGCCUUUCUGCUAAUCCUUUCUAUUAGAGGAAGGAUGUUGUAGCUGGACGCCGUUCUCCGUACUAAGGCUGUUAGCAUGCCUUGACUCGAAGGGAGGGAUUUCAGAUACGUGCUGCAGGAAGCACAGCGGAGCGGUGUCAGUCAUCCCAAUAAGAACCUGUAUGAAUUUUGAGGUGCGGUUUUGAAGCAGACUGCAAAUGUGAUCGCCGCAUUGCGCGGCGUCCCAAAGCGCUCUAGAGCUGCGUUUGCUCUCCCAGUGCUCUGAUGGACGUGACAGAUUUCCCCUGGCUUGCCUGUUCUCUGAAGCUUGCAGGAAAUUGCAGUCUGAUAAGUUAGGCAAGUUGCAAGUCCUGACCAUUGUUCCUUAUCGUUUGAGGAUUGUUUGCAUCCCCUGUUUUGUUAUCCCAUCUCCCAAACGCUCCUCUAACCUCGCCUGCUUGUUUGGUCACUGCUGCUGUUUAGGUGGUGAACUCGUUGGGAUGGUUGUUAGCAGAUGCUGUGGAUUUGUGAGCAUGCAGUGCAGUUUUCCAGAUUUGUUGUCAUCUAUUUGCCAUCUUUUUUAUGUCACACUUCCAUAAAAUAUCCCUUGAAAAUGUAGAGCUCAAAUAGCAGGUGGCUUCUGAAAAGCUAAGAUCCGUCCUGAAUACUGGUUCUUGUGUGUUUUCUUCCCAGAAGGAUUCAGAGAACAUGGGAUGUUGAUCCAGAAAACUAGUUCAGAGUUGGAUGAGAUUUGCAAGUGAGCCUAAGAUUUCUCCUUCUGUUGGUGCACCACGUGGGCUGUGCGGGACACACUGCCCCAGGGUGGCUUGCUCAGGAAUCCUGCAGCAGAACUGCAGUUAUGACCAGAGGAGCACGCAGGAUCUUGUAGUCCUUUCCACUUGUGCAGAAAUGCUGCUGCUGUUCACCUCCAAAUGCAGCACCCUCACUGACAAGUGCAUUCGAGGCCAAGUGAAUCUAAGAACGAUGCUCCACGCACCGAGGAACAUGUGCGAGAGGCAUUGGGAAAACCAAGGAAAUAUUUACACUGGGAGGGGACUGUUUACAGUGCAGUUCAAACAGUUGACGUUAUUUAGAGCAGCCAGUGCUAUGCAAUAUUCUGCUUUUGCUCUUCUCAGGAGGGUCAGGCAUAAGGAAAGGAUCAAACAGGGCGAGCAGGGUUGUCCUUGGACGGUACGGAAUAUCUAACAGCUGCACUUAGGUUAGGUGGUGAGAAGAAUAAGCAACUGUGAGUCAGUCUCCUGGUUGAAGUCAAGGUCAGGGUGGACUCUGGGGUAGCAGCAGCGUGUGGACACCAACGUUCACGGAGAUGCUGGCCCCGCUUGCUGAUGUUUGGAUGCUCUCCGAAGCCCACGUGUGCUGCGGCGUGACAGGUUCAUGGCUGACAAGAACAGCACCCUGAAAUGCACGUUCUCUGCUCCUGGCCACAGCACCACUCUACUGCAGGGACUGGCCUCGCUCCGAGCUCAGGCUCAGCUGCUUGAUGUCAUCCUCACUAUAAAUAAUGAAGUGUUUCAGGUUCAUAAAGUUGUCUUGGCUGCCUGCAGUGACUAUUUCAGGGCGAUGUUCACAGGCGGGAUGAGAGAAGCCAGCCAAGAUGUGAUCGAACUGAAAGGUGUAUCUGCAAAAGGACUGAAACACAUAAUAGACUUUGCGUACAGCGCUGAAGUGACUCUUGAUCUCGACUGUAUUCAGGAUGUGCUGGGAGCUGCUGUCUUCCUCCAGAUGGUGCCUGUCGUGGAGCUCUGCGAAGAAUUCCUGAAAUCUGCCAUGAGUGUAGAAACAUGUCUCAAUAUCGGGCAGAUGGCCACCACCUUUAGCCUCGCCUCCUUGAAGGAGUCGGUAGAUGCAUUCACCUUUAGGCAUUUCCUCCAGAUCUCCGAGGAAGAGGAUUUCCUCCACCUGCCUCUGGAGCGCCUCGUUUUCUUCCUGCAGAGCAAUAAGCUGAAAAGCUGCAGCGAGAUCGACCUCUUCCGUGCCGCCGUCCGCUGGCUGCAGUACGACCCCACUCGCCGUGCCAGCGCCAGCCAGGUGCUCUGCCACAUCCGCUUCCCGCUCAUGAAGUCCUCCGAGCUGGUGGACAACGUCCAGACCUUUGACAUCAUGGUGGAGGACGUCCUGUGCCGGCAGUACUUGCUGGAGGCCUUCAAUUACCAGAUCCUGCCUUUCCGGCAGCACGAGAUGCAAUCCCCUCGCACCACCAUCCGCUCCGACGUCCUGUCCCUCAUCACCUUCGGUGGCACUCCCUACACUGACAACGACCGCACCGUCAGCUGCAAGGUGUACUACCUGCCGGACGCCAGCGUGCGCCAGUUCAAGGAGCUGACGGAGAUGGAGGUGGGCAGCAGCCAUUCCUGCGUGGCCGUGCUCGACAACUUCGUCUACAUUGUAGGGGGCCAGCACCUGCAGUACCGGAGCGGCGAGGGAGCGGUUGAUAUUUGCUACCGUUACGAUCCUCACCUGAACCAGUGGCUGCGAAUCCAGGCCAUGCAGGAGAGCAGGAUCCAGUUCCAGCUGAACGUCCUCCAUGGCAUGGUGUAUGCCACCGGCGGGAGGAACCGCUCGGGGAGCUUGGCCUCCGUGGAGAAGUAUUGCCCCAAAAAUAACGAGUGGACUUACGUGUGCUCCCUGAAGCGCAGGACGUGGGGGCACGCCGGAGCCACGGUGGGAGACAAGCUGUACAUAUCAGGUGGGUAUGGGAUUUCGGUGGAGGAUAAAAAAGCUCUGCACUGCUACGACCCGGCUGUGGAUCAGUGGGAGUUUAAAACCCCAAUGAACGAACCCAGAGUCCUGCAUGCCAUGGUCAGUGCAAAUAAUAGGAUUUACGCCCUGGGAGGCCGCAUGGACCAUGUUGACCGUUGUUUUGAUGUCUUGGCUGUGGAAUAUUAUGUGCCUGAAACAGACCAAUGGACAACAGUGAGCCCAAUGCGUGCAGGUCAGUCGGAAGCUGGCUGUUGUUUGCUGGAGAAAAAGAUUUAUAUCGUAGGGGGGUACAACUGGCAUCUGAACAAUGUCACAAGCAUUGUGCAGGUGUAUAACACAGAAACUGAUGAAUGGGAAAGGGACCUGCAUUUUCCAGAAUCUUUUGCUGGGAUCGCGUGUGCUCCUGUGAUACUGCCGCAGAUAACGACCCAGAGAUAACUAAGCGCCGCUGCGCUGGCCGUGCAGUCACCUCGUGUUGCAUGUUCUCGGGAUGGCGUGUUGUUCUCGUUGUUUGCAAAUGGUAUCGUGCAUUUUCUGGGUGAGGGAAGGAGAAAAAUAGCUUGCGUUCCCUCCUCCACGGAGUCCCUCCUUCUCUUCUCUUACGUAGUGUUCUGGCAGGCAUGCUUCAUCAGAAGCACUUGUCAGCUAGUUAGACUUAGCAGAUGUUACAGCUGGAAAAAGCUUUUCUCUUUUUUUUUUUUUUCUUUUUCUUUUUCUGAAAAGUGUGUGGGGGGGUGGGAAUGCAUUUUGCCAACUUUCCAUAUUUUUAACAAUAUUACACAUUGCAAACAUUGACAGCUCAGGAGUAACUAAGUACUGUGGUAUGUUUAAAAGAGUUCAGGUGUGAUUUUUACUAAUAGCUCCAGAAAUCAUUGUGCGUCGAUUUGUUGUUUUUUAGCAAACAAAAAAACCAAAACCUAAAUAACACACUGACCUCCAGAAGCAAUAAAGGGACAGCGGGAGCUCGAAGAGCUCAGGUGCUUGGAUUUUGAAAGCGCGUUCUUGCUUUUCAGAGGUGACUUGCUUUGUUUUCCCCCUCCAAGAAGGGGAACGCUUAUCCCUGCACACCUCUGGCCUCUGUUGGUUCUUCACUGUUUGGAUUACACUGCAAUUCCAGAUCCCUUCCUCACCCCCUCCAGACAUCAGCAUGAUAUUCUUGUCCAGAAAUUCUCCCUUAAUUGGGGCAUCCGCGGUUCGCAGCACUAAAGCCAUGUUGAUAACUUGAUUACACAUAGACAGGCACGAUUUUUUAUAACUGCCAAAAAUUUGUUUGGCUUCACUGGCAAUAAGAGCUCAGCAGCUGUUCAUCUGGGCUGAGCAGGAAAGGCUGGAGCAGAGAGCACCCAGGGUCUGUGCCAGGACCCCGCUGCCUUCGCCUUCCGGAUCGCUCCCUGAACACGUCAUCCAGCCCUUCCUGCAGGGGAAGGGAGGUGGGUGCUGCUCCUUCACCUGCUGGAGGGUUUUUUCUCUUGACUUGUAAAUAAGAUACUGAGUUUCAUAACAAGACAGAAGUCCAAGCGGAAUGGCUUUUGUUGCCGGUGGGUAUUUUAAAUUAAGAGAUUCAUUUUAAGACGGCUCUGUCACUUUUGUAAAAUCUGUGUUUACUGCACAGAAUACUGUUAUUUCUUGAAACUCUCCUUUCCUCCAAGCCAUUUUUCUAAUUAAUUUGACUGAUAAAUGAAGUUAAGGUUUCUUCUUUUAUCAGGUAUUCUGUUUCAAGGGCUUUGUUUUGUAUCUGUGAAGUUUGAUUUUGAUGUACGCAGCCUUCUUUUUGGAGAAACUGUUGCAUUCUGCUGGUUAAAUAAAUGCUGUGCUGUAACCUUUAGAGACAAUGUA